This is a messenger RNA of Trichoplax adhaerens, 1512 nucleotides long. RefSeq lists its product as uncharacterized. The coding region runs from base 1 to 1512 and encodes 503 amino acids. Lineage: Eukaryota; Metazoa; Placozoa; Uniplacotomia; Trichoplacea; Trichoplacidae. The transcript has 17 exons. The record is from RefSeq and is a predicted model, not a curated record.
AUGGGGAAAUCACGGAAACGAAUAUCAAAGCAAACCCCAAAGAAGAAGCGGGAAUUAGGAGUCAAGCCAUUAUCUAGAUCUAAUUCGCUCAACCUUCCUAAAGAAUUUGCUGUACCAGUAUUAACUAAAGUUCAAUUUAGCACCAAGAACUUAAAAGAAAUUAUCGAUGAUUUAAGAGACUAUCUAAUAAAGAAAGCAAAGUCUAACAGAGUAAAUGGAUUACCCAGUAAAGCAACGCUAAAGUCAUUUAUAUGUAAAACUACUAAGCGAUAUCGAUAUCGCAAUAGCCCUUUUAUAGUUAAGAAGGCAUAUAUUAAGAAAUUUAAUUUGACUGUGAAGGAAAUGCCAAAAAAGUUAGUGUCUGCUCAUCAAGACUAUUUACGAAAGCAAAGAAAAUCUAUUAACGAUUCAGCAAAGAGAAAAGCUAAUUCAGAACCUGGUAAAAAAUCUAAAAAGAUUAAAACUAAGAAUGCCACGAAAUCGCGCAGUAAACAAAUGUCAGGAAGUAAUAAAAACAAGAGGAAAGAUGAUAAGGCAAAGAAAAUAAAACGGUUGAAGUCUGGUAAGGAUGACGCAAAAAGUAAAGUCAAAAAAAAAAAGUCCAAUGGGAACAAGGAAAAGAAAGAAAAAAAUAAAAGAGAUAAAAGUAAAUCAAAAAUUAAAGAGAAGAAAGAUUUAACGAAUGGUUCACCUUUGUGCGAUUUGAUAGUACAUUGCAUUACUGUCGAUAUUCCUGAAUCCAUUCAAUACUUGGUAAAUAAUAAUUGCAAUAGAUUUUCGUUUUCAUUUUCUGCCUUCGAAGCGCGUGUUCAGCUAUUGAGAGUAUUGAUAGACUUAGUUUUGGAAUCUGUUACCAUUCGUCAAUGCUUGGAAGACGCAGUUGGCGAUUUGCAUGACUUAAAGAGAUCGUGGCGAGUAGAAAAAGCUGACGUAAUGAAAAAGAUAAAGGAGAACAAAUCUGUUAACAAUCUUGCUGAUUCGACUGAAAGUCAAAUGAAUGAAAGUAGUACUCCUGAGUCCACCGACGAUAAAGAAAAUCAGAUGACAGAAAAUGAGAGUAAGCCUGUUUCGGUAGUGGAUCGCGCAUUUGAAGAACAACAACUGAAAAGAAAAGAAACUCGGUUUCUCAAUGCUACAUCAAUUCAAGUAUCUUUUCUUCGUCACCCCUUUAUUGGGCGAGACAGCAGUAAUAGAAGAUACUGGGGUUUUGAUGGUAGCUUUCCGAUCGGUAAGCUGUAUGUCGAAGACGAGAAUGGUCAAUGGAUGUACUACUGCACGCCUAAAGAGUUGGAAACGUUAAUAAUGCACCUAAAAAGUAAAGGUCUAAAGAAUGAAAAUGAAAAGGAAUUGUAUAAUAAUUUAAUUCGUGAUAAAGAUAAUCUAUCAGCAAUUAUGCAGAAGCAAAUUGACGAUAUCAGAAAGUUAACGGAAUGCAGACAUAGCGCUCGAUUACAAUCUAUUCUUCGCGAGAAGCCUUACUUGGGCUAUGAAAACAAAUAUGCAAAUCAAUAA